GCAAAGUUGUCUUUAUCUUCCCUAUAAUUCAACUGUGCACAAGUUUCCUUAACGCAUAAAAGUAUCGCACCGCCAAGCAUUUCUUAGCGUGCACAAUUUUUUUAUCUUCUUUUUAAUCUUCUCAAUACAAUAAUAUCUAUAAUACAAUAUGAACAAUGUGGAAAAUAAAACGGCGAUAGUCACAGGAGCCGGGUCCGGCAUUGGUUACAACAUUACCGAAGAAUUAUUACGCAAAGGCGCGAAGACAGUCGCCAUCCUCGAUUUGCCGGUAGCACGUAGUUAUGACGCGACAAAGGCUUUGCAAGAAAAAUUUGGAAAAGACCGUGUCAUCUUUUCUCCGAUUGAUAUAACGAACUUGGAAGUGUACAGCGAAACAUUCAAGCAGGUUGUUAAGGCUCUCAAUGGUCUCGACAUACUUGUUAACAAUGCCGGGAUAUGUAAUGACCGUUGUGUUGAGAAAACGUUUGCUAUUAAUGUCGUAGCGCUGAUUCGCGGCUCGCUGCUUGGAUUAGAUUAUAUGGGCAAACAUAAAGGUGGCAAAGGUGGUACCAUAGUUAAUAUAUCGUCUAUGUCUGGUCUUGCCCCUUUCGCUGUAUGUUCAAUAUACAGUUCUUCAAAAUAUGCUGUCGUCGGACUUGGAGCAAAUCUUGAGAAAUUUUAUGGUAAAACGGGAGUUCGCAUUUUAACAAUGUGUCCAUCGUUCGUUGCAACGCCACUGAUGAAUACUUCAGAGGAAACUUUUCUCGAUGUUGUCGACAAAGAUACUUUUAAGUUGUAUGACGACACCACAGAUUUGACUAACCCUCAAUCCGUUGAGCGUGUGGGACAAUGCAUAGUCAUGGCGAUUCAAAAGGGUAAAAACGGAUCGGUUUGGCUUAUCGAAAGGAAUGAACUAUUACCGAUCAAAUUACAGCCGUAUACAGUUACGGCUUGAAUGUGAAAUUCUUUAAACACGCCGGGAACUUCGUACGAACGCGUCUGAGCUGCAUAUGCGAGUGUCGGAAGAAAAACCUGAUAAUCCGAUAUCACAAAAUAGUACCACAAAGUACUUUGUAAGUUAACAAUACAGUUCUCUUAAAAUUGUACCGUCUCAGUUCCUGCCCGUGACUCAAUGUGGGAGAAAAAUUAAUUUUUUUUCGUAAUGAAAUGGCGGAAAACAAUAAACGACACAUACGAAAGUGCGAAAAUAAAUCACAGGUAAAUAGCAAAA
This is a messenger RNA of Vollenhovia emeryi, 1210 nucleotides long. Its product is annotated as 15-hydroxyprostaglandin dehydrogenase [NAD(+)]-like. NCBI's taxonomy places the organism in Eukaryota, Metazoa, Arthropoda, Insecta, Hymenoptera, Formicidae. The record is from RefSeq and is a predicted model, not a curated record. The transcript is spliced from 6 exons. Gene Ontology annotation, cellular component: cytoplasm. Gene Ontology annotation, molecular function: oxidoreductase activity, acting on the CH-OH group of donors, NAD or NADP as acceptor. The coding region runs from base 149 to 934 and encodes 261 amino acids.